This is a messenger RNA of Theobroma cacao (cacao), 2660 nucleotides long. RefSeq lists its product as uncharacterized. The record is from RefSeq and is a predicted model, not a curated record. Lineage: Eukaryota; Viridiplantae; Streptophyta; Magnoliopsida; Malvales; Malvaceae.
GACCCUUUUCUGCCGUUUCUUUAUUUAAUUUCUAAUAAUAACGAAAUUUCUUGCAAGUGGUUAGCUCAGUGUAUCCUAAAACUUCAGCACAGAUGCUGGUUCAAUAUUUGGCAGCUACUCUGAAGCAGCAAUUAGAUGCCUCUUCAUUUUCUUUCCUCUCCAAAGUGGCAUUAUUGGUCAUACGUCAAUCGCCUAGCUUGGGAUUCGAUGCCAUAUGUAAGAAAAAGGACGGAAAUGCACUAGCAGCUAUCUGCGAUGGGUGCGAGAAACCCAUAUCUGGCCCGUGCUAUGGUUGCUGCACCUACUGCGAGUUCUACCUUCAUUACGAGUGUGCUAGGCUUCCACGGCAGAUUGAGCAUUUCUUUCAUCCACGCCCUCUUGUCCUCAAGCUUUACUACUACACAUGUAAUGCUUGCUUCAUGCCGAGCUCUGGUUUCAGCUAUAGCUGCGUCACGUGUCAUUUCAAUAUGCAUGUUGACUACGUCUCACGGCCCACCUUAAAAUCUGAAAGCGAGGGGCUUAUUCAGCAUUUCACUCAUUGGCAUCCUUUAACACUUGUUGAUCCAAAGAACAAGCAGGAAGAAGAUCAAAAAGUUUGCUGUGCCAUAUGUGAAAAGCUCUGCUCCGAUUCUGCCUAUGGCUGCCAGCAAUGCAGUUUUUUCCUCCAUAACUCUUGCAUGACCACCGUUCCAAGAAAGAUCAAUCAUUUCUUCCAUCGAUGCCCUCUGAUACUGCUCACCUAUCCAUCCUACGCCUGUGGGGGUUGCGAGAAAAGUCUCUCAGGCUUGACCUACAGCUGCGGGAAGUGUCGUUUCAAACUGGAUGUUAAAUGUGGUUUACUUCCCACUAUAGAGUCCAAAGGUGCCGAUAUAAUUCAACAUUGCACCCAUCCACAUCCAUUAGCACUCCUGGAUCAAAACAAGGAUAUUGGCAUUGAGGUUCGAGGUCGAUGCAGAGCAUGUGGAGAAGAUUGCUUAUAUCCCAGUUUUCGCUGUAACAGAUCAUGCGACUUCUUUCUACACGCAUCCUGCGCUGAAUUACCACAAGAGAUCCAUCAUCCCUUUCAUCUCUGGCACCCUCUCAAUCUCACAUUUUUUUGGCAGCAGCAGCAGCAUAAUCGUUCUUGUUUUGCACGCAGCCAACGACACGACGCGUUUCUGCUGGCCUAUUGCUGCUUCUGGUGUGAUUUUACCCUUCAUAAAGAUUGUGCUCAGUUCACACCACCAUUCAAUUAUGGAAAUUACUUACACGCUCUCACUCUCUGUGACAAAAGGCCUUCCCCUUUCGACUGCAACGUUUGUGGCAAGAAAGCCAAAAAAUUCUUCCUUCGAUGUGCGGUGUGUGGGUUUAACAUCCAUCCCUACUGUCUACCUUCAGUACCAAAAACAAUAAGACAUAAAUGCCAUAUAGAUUAUUUAACUCUUACCAAAUCUCCUCUCGAAUUCGAACUGAAUUCGCCAGAAGUUGCAAACAAUUCGGACGAUAAAUUUUACUGCGAUGUUUGUGAGGAAAAGAGAGAUAGAAGGGAUCCAGUUUAUCAUUGUACAGAAUGCAAAUUUAGUGCUAAGGUUGGCUGUGUCAUCUCUGAGUUGAUACCAUCCUAUAUUACUCCUGGGGACCAGAAUGCUGAGAGCAGCCAAGUCAUUUCAAUGGAUGAAGAGAAUUCUGCAACAAACCUCACACUUGAAACGCUAAAUAACGUGAUUGCAGAGCCCAGUGCAAAGCCAAAGCUUUUGAUGGAAGAACGUGGGCCUUUAAAAGUAGAAAUUGAGCCUUUAAAACUAAAACUUGGACAACUGGAAGCAAGGUUACAGGAAAUUGAAGCAGAACUGAAUCAAACAACAAAGAGACUAGAUAACCUUGAGGUACACCGUUUCCUCUGCAUGUACCAACCGAGGCACAGCAUGAAGGAAAAUUAUGGAUUCGACUAAAGCCUCGACUUCAUGGGGGCUGGCUCCAGAGCAGUCUUACAGUCUAUCAUGACAUAUGUAUCAAGUGUAAUGAUAAAUACUGGCAAAGGUGUUCGCCAUGUCAAAAACCUGUCUUAUUUUAAUUGAAUUGUAGAUUGAAUAGAGAUCAUCUAAACAAACAGAAAUCCAAUGCUCGAUGUCUCCCUCUGUGAUAUUUGACAAACACUUUCUCCCUCCCCUUAAGCUUGAACACAAAGGUAGGAAUCUAUCAGAAUUCCGAUGGAAACCUGAACGGCAUAGUUGGUAUCUCACUGACUGAUACUUACCCUUCUGUAAGAAGCUUAAAUUACUAAUUGAUGAAGGAGGCAAUAUUAAUAAUUGAUGACCAUCCUUCACGUUUGCUUCUGCGUAAUUACAACAGUAUAAUUAACUAAACGGUAAUCAUUUAUAUUACAGUUCGAGACUCCUUAUUCUUGGCACUGACGUUUUCGAUAAUUUAACAACAUAUGGCAAGAUAACCACUCUUUGCCAGUAGCACGCAGAUGAGACAUGGUCCAGCAACUUAAUAACUACAUUGCACUCAUGAGGCGUAGGUUGAUCCCAAACCCAAACACAAUCAGCCAUCUGUCAGGUCACAAACAUUACUUCCAUAGACCAUGAGAAUAUAUACACUUGAUGCUUAAGCAGUUAGGCUUUUUCUUUUGUUUGAUUCAUAAGAUAUAACAACUCGAUUUACAAGGGUAGACGAAA